Molecule: messenger RNA, 1052 nt
Organism: Rhododendron vialii
Lineage: Eukaryota; Viridiplantae; Streptophyta; Magnoliopsida; Ericales; Ericaceae
Product: ras-related protein RIC1
Exons: 8
Coding region: 220-828 (202 amino acids)
Molecular function (GO): GTPase activity; GTP binding
Source: RefSeq, a predicted model, not a curated record
GUACGUAACCUCUUCUCCUCCUCAGCCUGUCAAAUCUUCCCUUUCCCUCUUUCCUUCCUUUCUUCCUCUCUCCCCCGCCACUUUGUCUAAACUUUCUCUCUCAUCCUCCUCUCUCUCUCUUUCUCCCCCGCGAAGAUUCGUCAAAUUCCGUCCAUAUUUCGCCAGAGGAGCCAACAAUUACCGGCUAUACUUCACCUUUCCUCGAUCACAAUCACGAUCAUGAAUCCAGACUAUGACUAUCUGUUCAAGCUUUUGCUAAUUGGAGAUUCUGGUGUUGGCAAAUCAUGUCUCCUUUUGAGAUUUGCUGAUGAUUCUUAUUUGGAGAGUUACAUAAGCACCAUUGGAGUUGAUUUUAAAAUACGCACCGUGGAGCAAGAUGGGAAGACUAUCAAACUUCAAAUUUGGGACACUGCAGGGCAAGAGCGUUUUAGGACAAUCACUAGCAGCUACUACCGUGGAGCCCAUGGAAUAAUAGUGGUUUAUGACGUUACAGAUCAAGAGAGUUUCAAUAAUGUCAAGCAGUGGCUUAAUGAGAUUGAUCGGUAUGCAAGUGACAGUGUCAACAAACUUCUAGUUGGGAACAAGUGUGAUCUGACUUCAAAAAAAGUCGUGUCUUAUGAAACAGGCAAGGCAUUAGCCGAUGAAAUGGGCUUACCGUUCUUGGAGACUAGUGCAAAAGAUGCUACUAACGUGGAGCAGGCUUUCAUGGCUAUGGCUGCUGCAAUAAAAACUAGGAUGGCAAGUCAACCAGCUACGACCAAUGCCAAGCCUGCAACAGUGAAUAUCCGCGGGCAGCCUGUUGCACAGAGCAGUGGCUGCUGCUCUUAAGGAGUACUUUCCCUUGCUACUUUCUUGUUGGCUGCCCCAUAGCAUGUAAAAUUAUAUCCUUUCACUUUAUUUGAAGGAAAAGCAUUCUCCAACUCACCCUUGUUUAGAUUUGCUUUUUCCUCAGUGCUUUGGAAAUGUGUUCUGAUUCUUUUCUUUAAGUCAUCGAUUAUGAGACCGUGUACAAAUGAAGAUCGUAAUUAACGGUUUCUUUAUCCACAGCAAAA